This is a messenger RNA of Chrysoperla carnea, 1981 nucleotides long. It is a transcript of the gene noc, whose product is annotated as zinc finger protein Noc. Bases 184 to 1740 code for a protein of 518 amino acids. Gene Ontology annotation, biological process: negative regulation of DNA-templated transcription. Lineage: Eukaryota; Metazoa; Arthropoda; Insecta; Neuroptera; Chrysopidae. The transcript has 2 exons. The record is from RefSeq and is a predicted model, not a curated record. Gene Ontology annotation, cellular component: nucleus.
UACACAUUGGAUGUGCUCACGAGUCAUUUGAGUUCUACAGUGCAAGGAACUACAAUCCAUAUUAAUAGUCCUUCGAGCUUGUUUAUAUUUCAAAUUUAUUAUCAAAGAAAGUUGUGUUUACAUUUUAUAGUGAUUUUAAUUUGUGAAUUUCGUUUUUUUAAACUUUUUGUGAAUUUUAAUAUAAUGGUUGUCCUAGAAGGCGGUGGAAUGCUUACGUCAUCAGGAAAUCAGUAUUUACAACCGGAUUAUUUAUCUCCACUUCCGACAACGCUGGAUGCAAAAAAAAGUCCAUUGGCUUUGUUGGCCCAAACUUGCAGUCAAAUUGGUGCCGACUCACCCACAACAAAACCGUUGAUUUCGACAUUGGAUAAACCAAAAAAAUCAAACAAUUCAUCAUCGGAUAUCAAUUCUUUGCCUCGUACAUCACCAGCAUCCGUCGGAUUAAAACCUGAGAAGAGAUCAACUCCAAUUGAACAUAAUAAAUCAAAUAGUGUUGCUUUCAAACCAUACGAAAAUAAUGUUACAAGUAAAAAAAGUAAUAGUGAAAAUGAUUUAAGCCAAAGUGUACGGCCCCCAUCAUCAAAAUCAAACAGUGUCAGUGAAUUUUCUAGUGUCGGUGAUAAUGGUAAAAAAACACCAAGUAGUGCUUCGCCUCCGUCGGUUACAGCUACAAGUCGGUCAACACCAACAGCAACUACAACGGAGAUUGGUAAAACAACUCCAGCUACAACAACGGCAUCAAGUGAUCGUAAAUCUGUGUCACCCGCAACAUCUGCACGAGGUGCUAGCCCAAUCAUUAGAACUGGAUUAGAAAUUUUACAAGGUCAUCCAAAAGAUAUGCCCUUAGGUACUUACAAACCUGGUAGUGUACCGUCGGGCCUUGGUGGAUUAAGUUCAUUGUGUUGUCCACCUGGAUUAGAACAUCCAAAUCCAGCAUUCCGGCCACCUUUUGCUGGUGGCAGUCCAUUUUCACAUCAUCAUGCCGCUGCGGCGGCAGCUAUGCUAGCUGCUGGAUACCCACCUACUGGUCCAGCACCUGGACCAUAUGUCAGUUAUGCUCGCGUUAAAACGCCAUCCGGCGGUGAAGCGUUGGUACCUGUGUGUAAAGAUCCAUACUGUACAGGGUGUCAAUUCAGUAUGCAUAAUCAACAAUUAUUAAUGAGUGCCGCAGCAAAUUCUGGACCAUGUCCAAGUGGUUGCACGCAAUGUGAUCAUCAAAAGUAUGGUUUAGCAAUGGCUAUGUCAUCAUUAGUACCCCCCGGGGCCAUGCCUCCAUCAAGUAUGCCACCAUAUCCACAAUUAGGUAGCCCGUAUGUGUGUAAUUGGAUUGCUGGUGAAUCGUAUUGUGGUAAAAGAUUUAGAACAUCCGAAGAAUUAUUACAACAUUUACGCACGCAUACAAGUAUUGCUGGAAGUACAUCAGCCGCGAAUGAUGCAGCUACCGCCGUUUCAACCGCUAAUGCUCAAGCAGCAGCCGCAGCUGCUUCAUCUUCUUUGUUAAAUCCAUUAUUUUCAACGGCAGCUUUACAUAGAGCUGCUGCGGCCGCUGCAGCUGGAUAUCCAAAUCCACCUCUAAGUCCAUUAUCAGCUGCAGCUAGAUAUCAUCCGUACGCAAAACCAGGAUUACCGUCCACACUUGGAGCAUCACCAUACAGUGCUUUUAACCCAACACCUUUAAGUCCGUAUUAUUCACCAUACUCCUUAUAUGGCCAAAGACUAGGGGCUGCAGUACACCCUUAAAUUUUAAAGUGAAUUAUAUAUUUGGAAUGUUGAUAAUAAACUUAUUUGCGGACUUUGUUUUGCGUUUGUCCAAAUGCCACACUGUGAUAUAAUGUUGAAUUUUCUCUAUUUUUUCUUUGCUGUAAAUAUAAAAUAUAUAUUAUAUAUAGGGUGAUCUAAACAAUUGUACUCUUAAACAAAAAUUAUGUUUCUUUCGUAUACAGGGUGUUUAGCGACGGAAAAUGCAUAAAAUAUCUAAAAU